AUGUCCAGGGUGCCGAUGGGCAAGGUGUUGCUGCGAAAUGUUAUUCGUCACACAGAUGCCCACAACAAGGUGUGGGAGAGUUAGCUCAUCUGUGUGUGUGUGGCUUUGCACUCUCCUGUGUACUCUCCUGAUGAUAGAUGUUGUCCAUUUCAGAUCCAGGAGGAGUCAGAGAUGUGGAAGUUGAGGGGGAUGGAGAAGGGUCCGUCCACCAGCCACAGACCGAUGCCACCAGCCUCAAAUUCAUCCAGGUCACCUAACUGUUCCAGGAUUGAAGUAGUGUAGCCUUAGGUAGACUGAUACAUCAGCCAGUGAUGGCUAGCUAACACUAACGCUAUGUACCGUCCGAGUGGCGCAGUGGUCUAAGGCACUGCAUCGCAGUCCUAGCUGUGCCACUAGAGAUCCUGGUUCGAAUCCAGGCUCUGUCGUAGCCGGCCGCGACCGGGAGACCCAUGGGGCAGCGCACAAUUGGCCCAGCGUCGUCUAGGGUAGGGGAGGGAAUGGUUGGCAAGGGAUGUAGCUCAGUUUGUAGAGCAUGGCGUUUGCAACGCCAGGGUUGUGGGUUCGAUUCCCACGGGGGGUAUAAUUUUUUUUUUUUUAAAAUAAAAAUAAUGUAUGCACUAACUGUAAGUCGCUCUGGAUAAGAGCGUCUGCUAAAUGACUUAAAUGUAAUGUAAAUGUACCGUCAGACUUAUUUGGAGAAUGUAAAACCAUGUAAACACGUGCACAGGCUCGGCUAGUAUGCAUAUGCUUCAGGUGAUAGAAAUCUGAACACACUGCUAUCGCUUUGAAAAGUUGGUUUAAUAAUACUUUCCUGUGGAUAUAGGCUAUUGUCAUCAGAAUUAGUUGUCUAUUCCUCAGGAGUCACAUGCACUGUGAUCGUGUGGAGGAUGGGUCUGUAGAUAGACUGGGAGACGGGCUGCGGAGAAGAGAACACAGCUUCGGCCAGGACGAGAGGGAGGCACGCUACUGGACCAAGAAACUCUAUGACUUCGAGGCCAAUGAUCCAGACAGGUGCAUACCUAUUCUAUCUACAACUCUGUAGGAAUAUAGCCUCGCUGUGAAAGGUGGAUCUCAUUGGUACUGUGCAUGUUUCCUCUACAGAUGGGGACACAGCGGUUUUAAGGAGCUAUACCCAGAGGAGUUUAAAAGUGACUGGUAAGACAUUAACUGCAUUAACAUGAAAUACCAUGUCUCAUAACAGUAGUAGCUGUAGUAAGGAUCUCACUAUUUGCUUCAAUACAAGAAAUGUUGCAUUGUUAUAAUGCCUGAUUUGUCUUUUCAGGGAAAGAGACCGUGGUGAUGAUCAGAAUGUGCAUUGCAGAAAGAAAAAUACUAAGUCCAGACUUAAAACAGCCAAAUCAAAACAUCUGAAGAAAUCCUCCAAGAAGAAGAAGAAGAAAAAAGAGGAAAAGCGAAGGAGGACAGGUGAGUCAGAUGGUGAGUCCAGCAGCAAGAGUGUCAAACAGAAGAGGAAAAGCAGCAAGAGCAAACAUAAGAGGAAAAAGAGUGAGAGAGAGGAGGAGAGCAGCUCAGAGGACAAUGAUGAGGAGAGAGGCAGAAGGAAGAAACGACAGAGGGACUCCCACAGAGACUCAGGACCAGAGUCACACAAGAAGAGGAGGAAAAACUGGAAAGCAGGAGAGGACAAAUUGGAGGACAGUUCUGAGGAUUGA
Molecule: messenger RNA, 1673 nt
Organism: Coregonus sp. 'balchen'
Lineage: Eukaryota; Metazoa; Chordata; Actinopteri; Salmoniformes; Salmonidae
Source: the annotation of a GenBank genome assembly